AUGUCAACAGGCCUACCCGCACCAUGGACCGUGAGGUUUAGCAAGUCCAAGCGCAGAGAAUACUUCUACAACCCAGAAAACAAGCAAUCGCAGUGGGAGGAGCCCGAAGAUACCGAUCAUGCGCAGCUCAAACAGUAUCUGGCCGAAAAUCCGGUUAAAGUGCGCUGCCUGCAGCUCCUAAUCAAGCACAAGGACUCACGCCGCCCUGCGUCGCAUCGCACAGACCCAAUCACAAUAUCCAAAGACGAAGCGCUCGAGGAGCUCGCCGCGUGCCAGAAGCGCAUCGCUCAGGGCGAACGGUUCGAGGACGUUGCCCGUGAACGCAGCGAUUGCUCGUCGUACAAACGCGGCGGCGAUCUGGGAUUUUUCGCGCGCGGCGAAAUGCAGCCGCCUUUCGAGAAAGCUGCGUUUGCCCUCCGCGUUGGCGAAACGACGUCCACACCUGUAACUUCCGAUUCCGGCGUCCAUCUCAUCAAACGGGUCGCAUAA
This is a messenger RNA of Lachancea mirantina, 489 nucleotides long. The record is from the annotation of a GenBank genome assembly. Lineage: Eukaryota; Fungi; Ascomycota; Saccharomycetes; Saccharomycetales; Saccharomycetaceae.